AUGUCAUUACAAGUAUCAGAAACUACAGGAGCCGUUACAGAAGCUACGGAUGUAGUAUCUAAUUCAGGAUUAACCUUUAUGGAACAAAUUACUAAUUUUGGGUAUACUUAUGCCAUGCUAUUUAUAGCUGUAGCCGGUCAGGUAGGAGUAGCCACUACUUCUUUUGUUGCUUUGUUAGGGGCAUUAGGACUUGCUAUAGGAAUGGGCUUACAGGGAACUUUAGGUAAUUUUGCUUCAGGAGUUUUAUUACUCAUUUUCCGCCCUUUUAAAGUAGGAGAUUUGAUAGAGGUACAAGGUGAAUUAGGAUUUGUGAGAGAACUAUCAGUAUUUGUUACUCAAAUUGAAACCUUCCAAAAUAAAACAGUUUUUAUUCCUAAUGGUCCUUUAUUAGGUGGGAAUAUUAAGAAUUAUUCUAAGAUUGGAAACGUAAGAGCUGAUAUUCCUUUUGCUAUUCGUUACGGGAGUGAUGUGGAUAAAGCAAAAGAGAUCGUGUUGAACAUACUUAAAAACUCACCUGUUGUUUUACAAGACCCUGCACCAAGUGUGUAUGUGACCGAAUUAACUACCAGCAACAUUCAACUUACUGCAUUGCCGUUUACUACAGUAGCAGAUUAUUGGGAUGUGUUUUGGGGGCUGAGAGGAGAAAUUGUAAAACAAUUAGGAGAUGCUGGAUUUGAAGCACCAUUUGAACAACGAGUAGUAACGAUGAAGAAUUAA
This is a messenger RNA of Penaeus vannamei (Pacific white shrimp), 717 nucleotides long. Lineage: Eukaryota; Metazoa; Arthropoda; Malacostraca; Decapoda; Penaeidae. The record is from RefSeq and is a predicted model, not a curated record.